This is a messenger RNA of Paramuricea clavata, 1885 nucleotides long. NCBI's taxonomy places the organism in Eukaryota, Metazoa, Cnidaria, Anthozoa, Malacalcyonacea, Plexauridae. The record is from the annotation of a GenBank genome assembly.
AUUUGUUUCCAGGAUCCCAACCGCCAAGACAAGAAAUUCUUAUAUAAGCACUCUAUCAUCCCUGUCAUUCGUGUUCUGCGUUAUUAAUUACCUCGGGUCGGUGUGACACCGAGGUCAUAAAUUCGGCUCCUACUUUUUUUCCAUUUUGUGUCGAGCCGCGCGCGUUGUUGAAGAGCCUGCGGAGGAGACGACAACUUCCGGUAAAUAAGUGUAUUUCCGGGAAAUUUCAAGCAUCGGCCAAAGCGAAACGGAACCCAAAGCUGUCCUUGCACAAAAUCCGUCAAAAUUGUUGAUUUAAAACCAGAAGAUGUGAUAAUUUUGACAUACAUGUUUUGCUGGAUAACUAUUCUCGAGCAUAUAUUGAUAUAAUGUACAAUACUUCGUAUGCAUAGCAUGGGAAUACCGCGGCCAACUUUCACUUAGCUUGUUUGAUACUGCUAAGCAUUUUAUGAAUGGUUCUUAUUGUAACUGGUAGACAACAAUUUUGCCAACUGUCCACUUAUUACAUUCUUGGACUGUGGUACAACUAUUACUAAUGAUGGGUCAGUUUAUAUACGCUCUUAAUUAUAUUUUCUGUACUUUAAAAAUAUCUGAAGUGACUGUCGUUCUGCUAUGUGCAAUCAACAAAUAGACUGAUAAUAUUGUCUGUUGGUUUUCAAAGCAAGCGAAAACAAGGAAUUUAAAAAUUGUCGACCCAUAUUUGUUCUCACUUGUUUUAGAAAAUUAUUAGAAAAACUCAUGUAUAAGAUAUUAAUCAAAUUUAUCGAAAAAAAAUAGAAUGUUGACGCACCAUCAAUAUGUUUUCAGAGAGAAUUGAUCCACCGAACUUGCAAUAAUUGAAUUUACCAACAAACUUACUAACGCAAUAGAUAAUGGAGAAUUCAUAAUUGAUAUAUUUCUGGACUUAUCAAAGGCAUUUGAUACAAUUAAUCACAGGAUUUUGAUACAAAAACUAGAACACUAUGGUAUAUGGGGAGUAGCUCAACUAUGGUUUCAAAACUAUUUGUAACUUUCUUGGUAUAAUUAUUGAUGAAUGUUUGGCCUGGAAUAAUUGUACAGCUAAAGUAGCAAAAAAAUUAUUAGAACCUCUGGCAUAAUUUUAUAGUAGCCACUAUGGUGUACGGACGUGUACCAGCCCUCCAUAGUGUACGGACGUGUAUUUUGUGCUCCGUUACUCCAACUUAAAUGUAUGUUACAAAUCACAAGUAUUUGAUAUCUCACUGCAUAUUUAAUUGCUAGAGUUCUUGUGAGUUGCGUUCCGGCGGGUUGGAGCCUUAAAUUGCUGGAGAACAGAACAGCAGAACUGUAUGUGAGUAUUUGUAUGUAUAUUGCGAUUUGAGGGGAAACAUGUCGGGAAAUCUAAGAUUGUCUUGGAUUGGUGAUCAUGAAAGAAAGCUUGAAAGAAUUCGUAAGGGACAAUCUUAUCCAACAGGGAACGUGGUCAUCGCCAGCCGGUGAAAAGAAACGUUUUGAGUCGGAGGGUCUUACGAUUCUCUGGAUAAAAAACAAGAAGUUCCUUGCAGUUAAUGGAAAGGACACGAAAGAAAUUUGUGGUCGACUGAUCAAAGUUAUGUGUACGAGCAGUGACUUUGCAGGCGUGAAUACUAGCAUAGAGAGGGCUACAAAUACUGAGAAUUUUGUUGAUGAUAAUAUAUCUAUAAACCACGGCAAAAUCAUGCUUCAUGACCUUCCUACUUCAGCGGCACAAGCGCAGUCAAGUGUUCAAAUUGAUAGCAGAGAGCACAUGGAAAACUUUGAAACUGAACAGGUGAUAAACAGCGAGACUGCUCGCUCGUUGGCUGAACCGUUGAUCAGCUUGCCUCAAUAGUAGAUGAAAUUCAAACAAAUGUGAAAUCUGAGGCGCAGGAUCCAUGUGGUAAGUGCA